AUGAAAUUGUUUGUGGUAUUAGCAUUCUUGGUGGCAGUGGCGUUAUGUGCACCUCCAAGACACGCAAAGGAUGAUGAUUCCUUGAGGUACUUGCCCGCUAUUCGACAUGAGGAAGUCCACGAUGAGUUUGGCCAGUACGCUCUUCGGUAUAUUACAGCUGAAAACACAGUCGUAUCAGAGCGUGGGCGGCUAGUGCCGGGUCAAAAUGGCGGUCAUGUUUUAGAAAUCGAAGGACAGUACAGCUUUAUCGGCGAUGACGGCAAGGUGUACGUCACCAAGUACAGAGGCGGUCCAGACGGCUUCCAUGUCGACGCUAAACAUUUACCGCAGCCAGUUCGUCCUCUUCCCGCCUAA
Messenger RNA from Pararge aegeria (speckled wood butterfly), 354 nucleotides. Its product is annotated as flexible cuticle protein 12-like. The transcript is spliced from 3 exons. NCBI's taxonomy places the organism in Eukaryota, Metazoa, Arthropoda, Insecta, Lepidoptera, Nymphalidae. The record is from RefSeq and is a predicted model, not a curated record. The coding region runs from base 1 to 354 and encodes 117 amino acids.